Molecule: messenger RNA, 1797 nt
Organism: Pimephales promelas (fathead minnow)
Lineage: Eukaryota; Metazoa; Chordata; Actinopteri; Cypriniformes; Leuciscidae
Source: RefSeq, a predicted model, not a curated record
AAAUAGUAACGGGCGUUUUCGCCGUUUUUAACUGUGUUCUUGAGAUUAUACCAAAUUUUGCAUUGGCAUAGCUCAACCUGUGCACGUGCGUGGCCGUGCCCGUGCGCGCGGCCGUGGUCUGAGGAGACUCUGACCUGCUCGAGGACACGCGGUACCGCUCUCUGGCACGGCUAGCAUGGGAGACGAACUGUUUACCGGACUUUCAAGUUUACUGAAGAAAUAAACAACUUAGGUUCCGAUCGGUGGAUUAAGAGCAAAGGACAGAGGAAAAUGUCCCUUCAUUGAAGAAACAUCAGUUGUGAGUCGCUGUUGUACAGGUUCAUCCCUUACUGUUCAGGUACAGUCGCAGGAGGAGAAACCGUGGACGCUUCCCACCGGAUUCACUCAUGGAUGUCACCCUAGACUUACCCUGCAGAUGCCCUCGCUGUGGCCAGGGCAUCUUCAAAAUGAAUAGGACCAAGCUGCUCGGAGUGCUGAUGUUAGCCAAUUUCCUCAUCUACAUCAUGGUGGAAAUGUUCCUAAGCAACGGGAAGGUCAUCUCCAAGCGGGAGAAAAUGAUGCCCAAAGUGUUCUGGAAGAUGGCAAAAGUCAGUAAGGCGUUCUGGAAUCGGGAGCAGGAGCGUUUGGACGACAUCUACUACCUGCCCCUUACGAAUGGCAGCGACCUUCCUCAUGACUUUCGGGGAAUCCCGCAUUGGCUGAAUCACUCAAGCCCGUGCCGGCCAAACGACAAAGUGCUGACAGAGAUUGAAGACUUCAGUUCCCUACCACAGCGAUUCCAGGAUUUCCUAUUGUACAUGGGAUGUAGGACGUACCCGUUGAUAACGGACGCGCCCAACGUGUGUUUGGAGCCGCCGUACCUUUUGUUUGCGAUAAAGUCCAUCGCGCCACAUUUUGACCGCCGGCAGGCCAUCCGGGAAUCAUGGGGUCGCGCUGGUGUCCUCGACGGCCAGCGCAUCGCCACGGUCUUCCUACUUGGGAACACGACUGCGACGGACCACUUCCCGGACUUGUCGGAUAUGGUCAAGCACGAAGCGGCGUUGUACGGCGACGUUGUGCAAUGGGAUUACCGGGACUCGUUCUUCAACCUCACCUUGAAAGAAAUCCUUUUUUUGGAGUGGUUUGAGGCACGUUGUGCUUCUGCUCAAUUCAUCUUCAAAGGCGACGAUGACGUUUUCGUCAACACGCACCAUAUUCUGACCUACCUAGGCAACUUUUCGACGUCCAGCACAAAUGAUCUGUUUAUUGGUGACGUGAUCACUAGUGCCGGCCCACACCGGAGCAAAAACCUCAAGUAUUAUAUCCCUGAAAGUGUGUUUCUGGGGGGUUACCCUCCGUACGCAGGUGGCGGAGGCUACCUGUAUUCAGGAAAUUUGGGACUGCGGUUAAGAAAGAUCUCUCGUCUGGUCAUGUUGUACCCGAUUGACGACGUGUUCACGGGGAUGUGUCUGCAGAGACUGGGAUUGGUACCGGAGAAACACGUGGGCUUCAAGACUUUUGACAUUGAGCAGAAAAACAGAGAGAAUCCAUGUGCUUACAAAAGUUUGAUUCUGGUCCAUCCCAGAAGCCCACAGGACAUGAUAAAGAUCUGGUCUUGGAUAAAUGACCCGAAAGUGAACUGUACCUAUGUACCUACACCGGACAAGAAAGUCAGUAAGCGACACAGCAAAAGAGCUCAUUAUAAUCAGUAAUGCUGUCUACACCGAAGAGACAACGACAGUAUAGACCCUUUUACAGUUGGUAAACAUGGUGACGUUUUUUUUGUGGGCGGAGCUUAGGUGGAAGCAGAAAGAUCCA